AUGCCGCUGUGCCUCACUUUCAUCGAUUUAAAGAAAGCCUUCGAUACAGUUGUGACCGAAGCGGUCAUGGAGGCCUUAGACAACCAAGGCGUCCUUACUCCAUACAUAAUGAUACUUCGUGAGUUGUACAGCAAAUUCACGACCAAAAUUUCCUCAUUCUACAAUGAUGUCAUAAUCGACGUGAAGAGAGGGGUUCGUCAGGGUGACACAAUUUCACCCAAAAUAUUCAGUGCCACUCUCCUGAACGCUAUGCGAGGAUUGCAAUGGGAUAGCAUGGGUUUGAAAGUUGACGGCCGGCAUUUACACCAUCUUCGUUUCGCUAAUGACAGCGUUCUCACCACAUCAAGCAUCAAUCAGGCGGAACGCAUGGUGGCUGAAUUUGAUAUAACGUGUAAAAAGAUCGAUCUUCAGCUGAGCCUAGACGAGACGAUGUUUGUGAGAAACGGAUGGGUUUCUGAUGCCCCAAUCACGUUCAACGGUACGAAUAUACCCGGCUAUGUAUAUAUAGGUCGUGAAAUCAACAUAAUGAACCACCUGACCUCCGCGCUGAGCAGAAGGAAAGGAGCGGCUUGGGGAACAUUCAAGAGCGUCGAGGAUAGCAGUGAAGGGGACCAAGAAUAUCCGGCUCCGCGCUCACCUAUUCAGCAUCAUCGUUCUUCCUGCUUUGACUUACGCUUCAGAAACAUGGGUGUUUCGCAGGCAGGAGGAAAAUGCGAUCAGCGUCGUUGA
Messenger RNA from Necator americanus (New World hookworm), 729 nucleotides. RefSeq lists its product as uncharacterized. The coding region runs from base 1 to 729 and encodes 242 amino acids. Lineage: Eukaryota; Metazoa; Nematoda; Chromadorea; Rhabditida; Ancylostomatidae. The transcript has a single exon. The record is from RefSeq and is a predicted model, not a curated record.